Molecule: messenger RNA, 3958 nt
Organism: Suillus paluster
Lineage: Eukaryota; Fungi; Basidiomycota; Agaricomycetes; Boletales; Suillaceae
Exons: 7
Coding region: 233-3802 (1189 amino acids)
Source: RefSeq, a predicted model, not a curated record
GGUACGACUUAACCUUUAUCUCCAGCGAGGUGAUACUGGCGACGGCGACGGCCACGACGACGACGAGCGGUUAUUUCAUGAUUUUCCCAGAAUAGGCGCCCCAAUACCAUUUCAUUUUAUCACCUAGGCUACUGCUUCUAACACCGCUCAGUGUGGAGCUCCAGCACUAUUUCGCUUUACUCGCUUUUGUUGAGUUGCCAACAGGUGUAUCCAGUUUAUUCUACUCCGUGUCAUGUCAAAAGUCACGCCCACAGAACGGGAUUCCCGUGUCUCAGGAAGCCCAUCUAGUAUUCAGCCGGGAUGGGCCCCGCCUCGUUCACCUUUACCCCCGCAUCGUCUUGCAAAGAUAGCUAAUGCCCUUGGAGUCUCUAUGCCUUCUCCUGCUACGCCUAAUUCGUCUACUCCAUACUUGUCUCCUUCCUUCUCCGGCGGAUCCCCCUCCGCAAGUAAUGCUGAUCUACCCUGGCGUGUCACGACCCCGUCUAUUGCAUCUACUCAUAAUAUCGGAUCUUUUGCGUCUUCAUCUCAGUCCAAGUUCCUGCUUCAUGUCAUUCCACCUCUUCACCUCCUUCACGACUUCGAUGCAUCUGACCCCUCGGAGCAUGCGCUUCCUCCUUCUACUGCGUCAGGAUAUCACACGCAGUUUCGACGCGGUACUCUCGUAGCUCUACAGCCUUCGUUGCAAGCGCAACUUAUUGCCAUUGCUAAAGAAUAUGCUUUACCUAGCACAAUUGGCCUCAUCCUUUACCUUAUCACAAUUUCCCCGCAGAGCCGUCAGAGUAGUCCGAUGCCUUUUGCGACCCCUGCUUCGGGAAAUGAGGAUGCAGAAGAACCAGGUCCCCGUCUCUCCGAAGAAAUCUGGAAACAUAUUUGGGGCCGACUCUCGUACUUUCACGGGGACCAACCCCCAGUCCUUACUGGUCUAGGUCUAGGGUUAGAUUCCUCGGGCCAUUCCAACUUACGCCCCCUGCUCACCCCCUUGCGGACGGAAACGCCGCAACCGCAACCUCUCGCAUAUCCAAUUACUCCUUCGUCCACCGCUUCUUCAGUGUCCGAUAUUCGAUCUCACUCUAAAUCUGCAGCUCUAUCGUCGUCAUCAAUUACACCCUCCGAACCAGAUACCCCUGAUACCUCACGUCUUAAUUCAGCUUCUAUUAUACCUAUACUCGCGAAAGUGGAGUUCGAUAUUGACCGACGGAGAGCAGUGUGGUACGAGCCAUGGCUGCGUGGUCGUCGAAUGACGCAUGCUAAACGUGCCGAGAGUCGUCAAAGUAAUCGAGCACGCUCUCAAUCACGUGCGGAAGGAGAUGGAGAUGGGAAGCGUAUGCCGUUCGACCUAAGACUAGUGGAGAGGAUGCAGAAUGCAAGUUCUGUACUCAGCUUUACUGCGUCACAGUCUUCGAGGGAGGAAGGCGGCACUGGCGGGUAUACUCCUCUGUCAGAUUCCACGGACGAAGCAGUUGGAGAGGACGCUGCAACACAUGUGACUGAUGUCUGUCAUCAUGACCCGCUGGUAGACGAGGACACGGCAACACGUGUAACUGAUGUCUCUCAUCACGAUCCUCUGGUAGACGAGGACACGUCAACAUAUGUGACUGAUGUCUCUCAUCACGAUCCUCUAGUAGACGAGGACACGGCAACACAUGUGACUGACGUCUCUCACCGCGAUCCUCUGGUAGACGUCUUCGGCACCGAUGCAGACGCCUGGGCUGACAUGCGCGCUGAAUCGCCGGAAAAUCAGCGCGAGGUCAAUCCCAAUGUAGUCGAGCUUGCGUUGGAUGCAUCCGCACUUACUGCUUUAUCUGAACAUGAAGUAUCGGGAGAUGAGGUGGAUGAUGCGGAAGAGGUUUUGGACAUCAUGCGCAGGAUGUCAAAGCCCCCAUUGACCCUGUCGAUACCACCCUUACCAGGCUCGCAGCAAAUAUCAUCGACACCCUCCUCACCGAAGUCGCAGCAGAUAUCAUUGCCCACCACGACAAAUGCUAAGAAGUCGGUCCCCCCUCCUUUAGUCUUUGCUCCUAAGGAAGCAAGUAAUGACCUCCUGCUGCAUAUUGGACCGAGCCCAAUGCUAUCAUCUUCCAGUGGGCGUGACAGCACGAGUCUGCCUUGUGCGACUCCAAGAGGAAUGCCGAUUACGGAUGAAACGGGUAACGAUGAUGGACUCUCCCUGGCCAUGGAGCAAGAAUAUAUGCGAUCACGGAGUCCUACCGAAGAAAAGCGCGGUGGCGCGGUUUUUGAGGACCUCAAUCUUGGUUUAGAUCUUGGAGAUGAAGACGAAGAGUACGACGAAAAUGAUCCGAACGAUCGACGUAGAAGCCAGUAUCUCAUGAGAGCCAAACUUGAUGAGAUUGAGCGGACUUUAGCACAAUUUUCUCCGAGACAGCUGAAAACCGACGACUUAGACGACGAAGAUAUCACGAUAACCCAUGCCCGAUCUAAGUCACUCCUCGCACUUCAUGCGGGAGUAAUUCCGAAAUUAUCAACUGACCAUAUUCGCGACAUCCCGGCGAGAGGAAACUCCAAUAUUAAUGGGCGCGUCGAUGCAAGCGAGAAAUCGUGGCCUGCUGUCUCCUACUCAUUUAUCGCUAACAAGGUAUCGCAAUCCCCAAGCUUGCAAUCACAUCGGCCUGCCGAUCUCCCUCCGUCACCACCUCGGCUCGCUGUCAAUGGUGUGUCGACGGGUGCCCCAAAAUCGUUCGCUCCACCCUCGCGAUCAGCCUCACCCAAUUCUUUCUCCACAGAGACCAAGAUCCGCAAACGAGAUUUGGAGUCGUCCAUUUACCCGCCACCCUUGCUCCCUUCAUUUGGAAGGCAAUCGGACAUGUCGUCUGACUCCCCCAUACCGUUGUCUCCUGAUCCCUUUGGGCGGUACCCCUCUUAUCCCGAGUCAGAGUCACAAUCUACCCCAACAUAUUGGGAUCCUGCAACCGGACAAUUCACUAGUAUUCCUGCUGAAUCUAGACCAUCUGUGGAUGAGGGCUCUGUUGCUUCCACAACACCCUCCAGUCGGUUCUCUGCUGACUCAGCGAGUUUUUCAAUGGAUGCUGCAGUAAACACUGCAAAAACUUCUCCUCUUGUCAGCGUCAAGACCUUCAAGAAACUUUGGCGUAGAAGCAAGUCCACGUCCGUUUCACAACCUCCCACGCCAAGUGCUGGACGGACUUCGUUCCAGGUAUCCGCGCCGCCAGUUCUCCCGUUGCAUGAUCAAACCGGGCCGCCUCCACCGCCGCAAAGAGUAUUACCACCUGUGCCUGCGACGGCUAUGUCACGACCAUCAUUAACACGUACACCGUCUCCGACAACUCCUUCGUCAGAGAAGACAAGCGUUCGUAAAUCCAUUCUCAAGACCUGGAAAUCGGUAUCAGGUGCCACUGCAUCUUCUAGUACUCCUUCAGAACCGAAACGGGAUACUGAAAGACCUGUGUCUAACGAGACUAUAAAGCCUCGAAGACCGAGCAUCUUGGACGCUGGGGUACCGCCAACCCCGAAACUCGCUGAACAUUACCUGCAUUCCAAUCACGCCCGAACGGGCAGUGGUAGUGGUAUUUUUGAGCGAAGGAAGUCUGCUGGACGUUCUAAGAUGGGACCUUCAUCGAACUUUUCGACGUCAUCUCAAGAUGUUGCCUUCUCAAGGACAUCAUCGUCUAUGCAACCUCCAUCUCCUGCUCGCUCCCUGCAGUCUGCUACUUCUCGCUAUUCCCAAGUAGAUGGUAGUUUUGAAACGGCACAGUACGAGUUAAUAACCCCGCCCAGAGUAUACCCAAACUUGUCUUAUCCCUAUCAGACACUUGAUCAAGAUUAGCCUUCGUUCUUGACAGAUAGGGUCACAGUUACUGUGAUCGAUUGAUCGUCAGUCGUUGCUUGGUUCUUAUUCGCUUUCGAGUCAACGUCGCAUCCUUACAUUACAAACAUAUUGUUGCUUUGCUUCAUUAUCAUAUUUUAUUGCUUUCGUUGCAUC